CCUUCUCUGCCUUCAGGCUUGGCCCGCCUGGCGGUGGGGGUGUGGGGGGAGUUUCCUGCCUAUGACUCCCUGGAUUUUAAAGGGCCAGGUUCUUGGGCACUGGAAUUCGCACCUCCUCCUUGUUUCUCUCCUGUCUGCUCCUCCCUCUGGGGGGAAGGACACCAGCCCUUCCCUGUAUCCCCAUCAGUGGACCCAGGUUGCUCAGCACUGCAGGCACCUGGGAGACCCAUUUUCCGCUCCCCUUGGCCUGGAGGACCCGCUGUCCCUCUCGUCCACAGCUCCCAGGAGGCCCAGGCGUGCCCCCAUGCUGUCUGUCUUCCCCAGAUGGGAGGUGGAGCUGUUCCGGCCACCCACUGCUUCCCUCCUGCACUGCCCAUGGCCUCACUUGGAACCCUGGGCUGGGUGAGCUGCAUGGAGGCUGAGCAGCCUGUAGAAGGCAGCACACGCCAGAGCUUCCCAGCCAGCUGCUCUGGAGGCGGUAGAGGGGAGGGAGGCAGCCACCGCCCUGGACACCUGGACCUGGACAACAUGGCUUCCCCUAGGGUUGCAGCUGCUUGUCUUGCCACCGCCUGCUCUCUCUCAAGGAUUUAACCCCUGAUCUCCAGGUCUUGGCGCCACGCAGCCGUGGCAGAGGUUGUCUUUGUUUCAAGUUUGCUCUAUCCCAGACCUAAGCAGCGUUUCCCUGGAGCCCACCCCAUGGCCAGGCCCUCUCAGCUACAACAUCUUUCUCAGGUGAGGCGACUCCUGAGCUCUGAGCCCACAGCCCCACUGCCUCCUGGCUCUGCCCUUCCUCCAUGGGACUGUAUCUUUUACACCUAAAAAGGAUGUGGGCAGUGAAAUUUGGGUCAGGGUUAGAAAACAGGGGCAGCCGGGCACGGUGGCUCAAGCCUGUAGUCCGAGCACUUUGGGAGUGCGAGGCGGGCAGAUCACGAGGUCAGGAGAUCGAGACCAUCCUGGCUAACACGGUGAAACCCCAUCUCUACUAAAACUACAAAAAACUAGCAGGGCGUGAUGGUGGGUGCCUGUAGUCCCAGCUAAUCGGGAGGCUGAGGCAGGAGAAUGGCGUGAACCCGGGAGGCGGAGCUUGCAGUGAGCCAAGAUCUCACCACUGCACCCCAGCCUGGGCAACAGAGCCAGACUCUGUCUCAAAAUAAAAAAACAAAACAAAACAAAACAAAAAACAUAGAAAGUGGCAAUUGUGGCCCAGCUUUUGCCCCAUGGGGGGUGGGGGCUACUGUUUCACUCCCCCACAUUCCUCCAGCCCCACCCUCCUCCUCUCUGGACCAACCCUGCUUUUCCUCCUGCUCCAUUCUCUCUCUUCUUCUUCCCUUUAUCCCACUCAGGAGUAAGUAAGUGUCACAGGAGAGAGACAGUUAUCUGGGCCUGUGGUGGGAAGAUAGUGUGGUGAUUCCUCAAGGAUCUAGAACUAGAAAUACCACUGGACCCGACAAUCCCAUUACUGGGUAUUUACCCAGUGGAAUAUAAAUCAGGCUAGUAUAAAGACACAUGCACACGUAUGUUUAUUGUGGCACUAUUCACAAUAGCAAACACUUGGAACCAACCCAAAUGUCCAUCAAUAAUAGACUGGAUAAAGAAAAUGUGGCACAUAUACACCAUGGAAUACUAUGCAGCCAAUAAAAAGAUAAGCUCAUGUCCUUUGCAGGGACAUGGAUGAAGCUGGAAACCAUCAUUCUCUGCAAACUAUCACGAGGACAGAAAACCAAACACCGCGUGUUCUCACUGACAAGUGGGAGUUGAACAAUCAGAACACAUGGACACAAGGAGGGGAACAUCACACAUCGGGGCCUGUUGUGAGGUGGGGGGUAGGGGGCAGGAUAGCAUUAGGAGAAAUACCUAAUGUAAAUGAUGAGUUGAUGGGUGCAGCAAACCAACAUGGCACACGUAUACAUGUAUGUAACAAGCCUGCACCUUGUGCACAUGUACCCUAGAACUUAAAGUAUAAUAAUUAAAAAAAAUAUUUUUCCAAAACAGUUGUAGGUAAAGAAAAGCAGAUUUCUGGCCAGGCGUGGUGACUCAUGCCUAUAAUCCCUGCACUUUGGGAGGCCGAGGUUGGUGGAUAUGCCUGAGGUCAGGAGUUCAAGAAGAGCCUGGCCAACAUGGUGAAACCCCGUCUCUACUAAAAAAUAGAAAAAUUAGCUGAGCUUGUUGGUGCAUGCCUGUAAUCCCAGCUACUCGGGAGGCUGAGACAGGAGACUUGCUUGAACCCAGGAGGUAGAGGUUGCAGUGAGCCGAGAUCGCACCAUUGCAGUCCAGCCUGGAAAAAAAGAGUGAAACUACAUCUCAAAAAAAAAAAAAAAAGCAGAUUUAUUAGAGAAAGUAGGAAAAUGUGUAGCAAGGAGGCAGUGGGCAACCUGCAGAAGAGGAGCUGACUGCAAAGUAACAAAGGCUUGCUGGAGAUUUUAUAGCUAGUGUUUAUGCCGACUGUUGAAGAGGGCUUUGUGCGGUACAGGUAAGCCAAAGUUGCAGUGAGCCAACUUGCAGGUGUCUGAUGAUAGCUGAGUGCGGAAAGACUGUGAGUUAUUUGCACAGGAGGGCUCUGUGUCCUGGACCAUGAAGAAAGGCAGACUUAUGUAAACCAUGAAAAUCAGAGACAGGUUGAGGAUGCACACCCAUGACAUAGCCACAGGAGCUUUUGAUGACAUGUGCCCAAGGUGGUUAGAGCAGUUUGGUUUUAUACAAUUUUUUUUUUUUUUGAGACAGAGUCUCACUCUUGUUGCUCCAUUCACCUAGGAAUGACUGUCCACAAACUAAGUAGCUCUUGGUCGGUCAGUAAAGAGCUGCGUAUAGGGCAGUGUCCAAGUGACCAUAGAAACCAGCAGCUCCUCACCCAGUUCCAGAGUCAGUCUGAGGGGAACAGAGGCUCCCUGCUCAUGAGUGUCUCCUCUUUGCCUUCCUCAGGCACCAGGAUCCCAUAUCAACCAUUUCCAUUUUGUAAUAGAACUCUUCUGGGACUGCCCUCCCCAUUAAGAGUUUUUCCAAGAUCUCUGAAGACCUCAUGAGUUUUUCAGGUUUCAGGAUUAUUUUAUGUCCUUCAGUCACAGGAGGAGCUUCAGUUAGUGUUCCAUCGCAAGCUAGUAAGUGCCUCUCAGAUGGAAACUUUAUAAUCUAAAGGCCCAGUUCCCUGGAGGUGCUCACAGCCUUUUGCCAUUAGCCCUAGGCAGUGCUCCACACAGGGCACAGAGAAUGUGUGUUACCUGCAGUCUGGUUUCUAGUCUACACUGUGUAGUCCACCCUCCAGGGCCAAGGGGCCUGAGGUGCUCUAAAGACUUUCCUGCAGGCCCCGGUGGCUCUGUGUUAAUGCUGUCAGUCUUCCUGAAGUCCCUGUCUCCUCAUCCCCUGCCUGGAUCUGCCCCUAGCACACAUUUCUGAACCCAGACACUCCUCAGUGCCAUACAGACCUGGCAGACAUUUCUGAUCCUAACUCAGGGCCUGGGGCCUGGCAGGUGCUCAGGGUGCUCCAUCGCUCAAAUCCAAGCCUGUGGAGAGGAUGACAUUUCAAUCCCAGGUUUCUGGUGAGCCAUAAAACCUUUGUUUCUAUAGUGCUAUCCCCUUCUAUCCACCAUGUGAGGGGUCAGGAGCCGACUCACCCAAGGGUCUAGGAGUCGUGCCAUUGACCUUACUGCAUAGGGUCACAAGCUGGCACCCUUCAAUACCACACAUUGGGUCUGCCCUCACAGCGGCAGUGUUCUUAACUGUAUGGGGAGGUAAGUAGCCCAAGGUCAGACAGUUGGACCUGGGUAGACACUAGACUUGGGGACAGACUUUGGAAGCCACUCCCCUGAUUCCCCUGUCUCCAUGGGGCCUCAAUACUAGAGCCCUCAAGGUUGGUCAGGGAGUGUUUGUGCCUUGACCAUGCAAAGGAUGCCAGGCUGUGGCUAGGGAUGCCCCCGGCAUUCCUCUCCCUCCUACCUACUCCUCAGCCUCUGCGUGUGCCCAUCAUGGCCUCUGUGUCCUUCAUUCUGUCCACUCAUGUGUUCACUGGGCCCCUCCUUGGUGCCAGGCACCUGCUACUGAGGGGUGCCAAGCCCCUGCCAGAGAAGCUUGGAGCUGGGUCACAGCAGCAAGGGGACUGGAGGCAGUGGCAUCAGUGAGGCCGCUGUGGGAGGAGGGAGUGGGAGCAGAAGCUAAGAGUGGACUGAAGUCCUUAGGCCAGGAAGUAGUUCAGGGUUUAAGAAGAGGAGAGACAGGCGUCCCGGGGAGGGAGCAGGCUCAGGACGCGCCUCCCGUGCCGCCUCUGAACCUCACUACCCAGACUACAGCAGCGCAGUGGGAAGCGUCUCAGCUCCUGCCCCUUCUGCUGGCUACAGCCUGGACAGGACCCGGAAUCAAACCACAGGCCCUAGGUCACCGCCGCCGGCAAGAACUGGUUCUUCUCCGUCCAUGCACCCACCCCCACAACCUGGGCCCUCCCGGAGGUGCUGGGGGAGGCCAUGCCACUUUUCUGAGUGCCUGGAAGUGACUGCGGGAAGAGAGUACAAGUGACCACGCCUUUUUUCCGGGGUAUAAAAGCGGAGGCGCGCGCUCGGAUUCUGGCAGUGUAGCUUGAGAACCUUUCCACGCGCACGAACUUCGGGGACGAUUUCUGAUUGAUUUUGGCCCUUUUGAACCAAGCUUUAGGGGGGCGAAGAGCCUCCCUUCUCAUGAGACUUUGGGGACAGAGCGCCCCGACAGCCUCCAGCGUUGGAGCAGGGCGCUAUCCAGGAGCCAGGACAGCGUCGGGAACCAGACGAAGACUCCCGGGCCCCAAGACCCUUAAGUUCCUCGUCUUCGUCGCAGUCCUGCCGCGGGUGAGUCUCCCCGCGGUCCCUGGCUGGGGAAGAGCGCACCUGGCGCCGGGAGUGGGCAGGGAGAGAGGGGGACACGGUGGGGAUGCUUGGCCCGGGUCGCCAGCGGCCGGGCAUGUCUGGGCAGGACGAACCCGCCGUCGGAGUCAGGGGAAGAGUGGGGUGCCCGGGCUGGGCAGGAGCGACCUGGACGCGAGGGAGCAGAGCGCCCGCUACCCCUGGCUGUCCCGUGCGGCGAGGACCGCACUGAGCUGCCCCAGGGGAAGUUCCAGCAUCAGCGGAGGGAGGGAGUCAAGAUGGAAGCCCGGGAGUGAACCUCAGGAAGCCACAGAGCGGUUUGCCUCUUGCGUUAAUUAAAGACAUUAACUCAGGCGGGGCGCGGUGGCUCACGCCUGUAAUCCCAGCACUUUGGGAGGCCCAGGCGGGCGGAUCACCUGAGGUCAGGAGUUGGAGACCAGCCUGGCCAACAUCGUGAAACCCCGUCUCUACUAAAAAUACAACAAUUAGCCGGACGUGGUGGCGGGCGCCUGUAAUCCCAGCUACUCGGGAGGCUGAGGCAUUAGAAUCGCUUGAACCUGGGAGGCGGAGCUUGCAGUGAGCCGAGAUCGCGCCAUCGCACUCCAGCAUGGGGGACAAGAGCGAGACUCCGCCUCAAAAAAAAAAGAAAAAAAAAAUAGCCGGGUAUAGCGGCGUGCGCCUGUAAUCCCAGCUACUUGGGAGGCUGAGGCAGGAGAAUCGCUUGAACCAGGGAGGCAGAGGUUGCAGUGAGCCGAGAUUACACCACUGCACUCCAGCCUGGGUGACAGAGCAAGACUCUGUCAAAGAAGAACAACAAUAACAACAACAACAAAAUUAACCCUAUGUUCGCAUUGUUAAACGUGUUCCUUGGAGCUGGGUUUAAUAAACGUGUUCCUUGGAGCUGGGUUUAACAAACAGCCGAUGACCGGGUGAUCAUGAUGACACAGCAGGGGAGGGUGGCAGGGAAGACUGAAUUCCCAGCUGUGAACUUGGAAAACCAUGGUCAGCUGGGGCCAGUCCCUGCCACCCACUAUGCCUGUAACUGGAGAUAAGGUCUCCAUCUUCAGGCUGUCAGGAGGACAUCAGAUGAGCCUGGAGGUGAGCUCAGUUCCUGACCGGAUUUCCUGGCUCUGUCAGUGUUGGGCUGGUCCAAUCUCUGUGCCAGGUCCUUCCAUGUCAUCCCUCUCUCAAUCAAAGUAGGAAUUGAGAAGUUCCAACGGCUCAGAAUCUUGGACUCUGAGGCUCUCAAGGACUCCUGAGAUUGGAGGCUGGGAACAGCUGGGCCCUGCUGUGCUUCCCCUCCAGCUCUGUGACACUGGUGUGGCCCCAGCUCCUGCCUGUAAAGUGAAGAAGAGAUAAAAAUCUUCAGCAGCCCUGUGUAAACCUCAGAGGGCUGUUUUACCAGGUGUGGGAGGACAGAUCACAUCCUCAGGGCUGGUGUCAGUCACUCCGGACUGGAUCCCCAGGCACCUGUCCUCCACCCAGCAGAGGCUGCACCUGUUCCUACCCGCACCUCUAUACCGGGCUCCCUGGCCUUGGGGCAGAAGCUUCUGAAGACUGGGGUGGAGCACCGUGUGGAGGGGCCAUCAAGGAACAGAGGAGCCAGAGUCAAGUGAGGACAAUGAUGGCACUGCAGGGCCACAGCCUGGUUUACCUGCCACGCUUCCAGUUGUGCUUCUGGUGGGCGCCCGGCCCGGGUUGCAAUUUGAAGAGGGAGCAGGAAAGGUCUCUAUCCAGGUGGCUGCAGAUGGCUGCUCACCCAGCCCCUACUGAGAGGCCACAGUUUCAGUUCUGGUCCUCUGUCCUGUAUCCAGGAGUGUCAGGGUAGUGAGGCUCUAAAUUCCUGGUUGGGGAUGGGGAGAGUGGGGACAGUGGGGACAGUGCCAUGCCCUGAGCCUGUGCUGUUGGGCAGCUGGUGUCCUGCUCCCAGCCAGCAACUAUACAUCUUCAUCUACUGGAUUUUCCUAACAACCCGGAGAGAUAAAGAUAGGUUGUUUUCCCUGUUUUACAAGUGGCAAAAUGAGACUCAGGAGCAAUGUCUCCAGCAUUUUUGUCCUCCAGCAUUUUUGUCCUCACCUUCUGUAUAAUAGCAGCCAUAUUUGGGCCUCUGAAGGGCUAGAGUUCUCUGAGCAGCUGCUUCUCUGUUCUCUGUCCUGCACUUGGCCUCUGGGAGCUUCUAUGGGUCCUCAGCAGAGUCCACAGGGCUCUUUGGGGUCCCCUCCCUGUGCCACAGCCUGGAGCCUGUCCUUAGGUGGUAAGCUGAGUCCGCCACUGCGCUCACCUCAUGGGCUUGGGGGGAAAGUGAUUCACCCAGGAAAUAGACAGUGAGCCCUUUUAUUGUCUUUGGAGUCUGCUGGAGCCAGGGUGGACAGACGAACCCCAUGUGAAUCCUGCUUCCUGGAGCCCACAGUUUGGUGGGUGGGGUGACACCCAGAAUCAUAUAACUAAUAGGAGGUCGCAUGAGGGAGGCCUGAGAUCUCACCACCCUUGCCUCCCCCUCCUCCAGAGAGGCUGUGCUGGUGCAAGGCUAUAGGAUGUGGUAUUGUUGGCCUGGAGGAUGGUGCCUGGUUACAGUCACCAUUGAGAAUCAUGGAGGUAAGCUAAGCUCCCCUUCAAGGGCUUUUUAUUUUGGCUGAGCCUGAGAAUUAAAUUGACAUAAGACAGGUACACAGGAGAAAAGCACAUACUACUUUCUUUUUGAGAUGUAGUCUUGCUCUGUUGCCUAUGCUGGAGAGUGCAGUGGUGCAAUCUCGGCUCACUGCAACCUCCGCCUCCCAGAUUCAAGCCAUUCUCCUGCUUCAGUCUCCUGAGUAGCUGGGAUUACAGGUGCCUGCCCUCGUGCCUGGCUAAUUUUUGUAUUUUUAGUAGAGAUGGGGUUUUGCUGUGUUGGCCAGGCUGUUCUCGAACUUGAGCUCAGGUGAUCUGCCCGCCUUGGCCUCUCAAAAUGCUGGGAUUACAGGCAUGAGCCACCACACCCGGCCAACACACACAUUUAUUUAAUGCAAUAAACAUGCAUUUAUUGCACAGAAGGAGCAGUGAGAGUCAGUUACUCAUAUACUGAAUUAGACCAAGUAACUUGAGAAGAAGCAAGUAAAUAUGUGGAGGCUAAAAAGAUGAGUGGUUCUGUUCUAACAAGUUCUGCACAGUAAUCUCUUGGCCUCGACUUCUCAUCCCUAAAAAUAAGGAGAUUGUCCUAUGUUUCCCUGGGGACUUUCAUCUCCUGCUUUUAGGAAACACAAAAGAGGUCAAAGCAUCUUCUUGCGCCUGCUGUUUUUCAGUAGCCUUUAAUUCAUAGUAGUCAAUGGGCCAGGGUGGGUGGGCAGGUGCAAUGGCUCACAUCUGUAGUCCUGCCCAGGUGGGUGGAUCACUUGAGCCCAGGAGUUCAAGACCAGCCUGGGAAAGAUAGCAAAAUGCCGUCUCAAAAACAAAAGCCAAAAUAAAACAAAAACAAAAAACAAAAAACCACACACACAGAAAAUCAUGUCGUGUGAAGGAAUCCAAGCAGAAUGCAUACCAUUUGAUUCUCAUCUUAUUAAAAUGCAACUAAUCUAUUGUGACAAAAAGCAGAAGAGGUGUUGCUGGGGGACAUAGGAGCAAAGCAGAAGAGAGGAUUACAUUGAAAAAUGAAGAAACACUGCAGGACGGUAGACAUGUCAUUGUCUUAUCGUGGUGAUAGUUUCACAGUGUAUACAUACAUCUCAAUCUACCAAACUACAUGCUUCAAAAAUGUAUGCUUUGUUUCAUAUUCAUUAUGCCACAAUAAAUCCAUUUUUUAAAAACCUUCAAUAGAUUAUAAACACUUGAGUGUAAACUGUGUUCCCUAUAGCACUUGCACAUAGAUCAUGGAAAUAUGUAUGCAUAAAAAGUCUGUAUCCAAUUAAAACAGAAUUCUAAAAGGUAACUAACAUUAAAAUGUGCAGGGGAAAAAGGAGUAAAAAAAUUAGACUAGACAACCACAGUUUAAAUGGUAAACUUAUAGGUCUAUUUUGACUAUCAAUUAUUGCACUAACAGUAAAUCCACCGGGCACUAGAGUUCAAAGAUAAAAAGGGUUUGAAGGGCUGAAAAACAAGACUCAGGUAUAUCUUGUCUAUAUGAGAUGGGCCUUAAAAGGAAGACACAGAUGCUGUCUGUGGAAAGCAAAUAAAUGGAAAAAGAUACACCACGCAGAGUGUAAGGCCAAGAAAACUGCCAUGGCUAUCUCAGUAUCACAUGAAGUUGAUUUUGUUAGUGGUGGAUGAGAUCCGAGUUACCCUACAUUGAAGGCGGCGAAUCCAUAUGGGUCCACAGCACCUUCAGCUCUUUGCCUCCUGAGAAGAAAGAAUUGGACUGAGGGGCAUAAGGCAGAAGGAGGGACAGAGGCAAGUUUCAGAGCAGGAGUGAAAGUUUAUUAAAAAGCUUUAGAACAGGAAGGAAAGGAAGGAACAGAAAGAAAAGGAGGAAAGUACAACUUGAAAGAUGGCCGAGCAGGUGACUUGAGAAACAGUACUCAGCCGGACCGCCUGAGUUGGGGUUUUAUAGGUUGGCAUACUUCCAGGAUCUUGCCUUACUUCUCCCCACUCCUGAAAUCUUAUUGGGAAGCUGCUGAUCAGUUUCAGGUGUUUUCUAUGUAUUAGGAGACUGCCUUUUUCUGGCAUUGGCUGUAACCAGUUAUUACUUUAGAGACACAGUUAUCAACCACCUGAUGGUCGCCCAACACUGCUGGUGUCAGAAGCGGGGAGCCCUCUCCUACCCUGCUCAUACCUGACUAGCUGCCUACUGUAACAAUUUUAGGACAUAGAAUAUUAUGGGAGCUCAAAAGGGACCCUUGUAGUUAAAAAGGUUAAUUCUUCAAGGAAUAUAAUAAUAAUCACAAAUUGUAUAUGCCUAGUAAUACAGCUUCAAAACACAUGACGCAAAAAUAGAAUGAAAAGGAGAUUAAAUCAGCUGUUUCUCUGUAAUUGAUAGAACGGUCAGAUGAAAACCCCAGUAAAGUGGCAAGCGAUCUGCACACUAUCAACCACCUUGACUUAACUGACAUUUAAAGAGCAGGAGUGGAGCAUCCACUGAACACUCAUUCCUUUCUAUGCUCAUGAUACUUUCACCAAGAUAGACUGGCUUCUGGGCUGUAAAACACACAAUAUGAUCUCUAAACUUAAUGAAACGAAACUGGAAGUCAGCAACAGUAUCCACAGAGAAUUCUAAAAUUUGGUUAUUGAACAACACACUUCUAAAAAAAUUGUGGUUCAGAGAAGAAAUCAAAAGGGAAGGUAAAAUAUUUCCAAAUAAAUAAUAAUAUAACAUCAAAACUGGUGGGAAAUGGCUAACGGUGCUCGGGGUGAAAUAAUACAGCUUUCAAUCUUUUUUUUUUUUUUUUUUUUUUUGAGAUGGAGUCUUGCUCUGUUGCCCAGGCUGGAGUGCAGUGGUGUGAUCUCAGCUCACUGCAAGCUCCACCUCCCCGGUUCACGCCAUUCUCCUGCCUCAGCCUCCCGAGUAGCUGGGACUAUAGGCACCCGCCACCACGUCUGGCUAAUUUUUUUGUAUUUUUUAGUAGAGACGGGGUUUCACCGUGCUAGCCAGGAUGGUCUCGAUCUCCUGAGGUAAUGAUCCACUCGCCUCGGCCUCCCAAAGUGCUGGGAUUACAGGUGUGAGCCACCGAACCCGGCCUCAGCUUUCAAUGUUUCUAUUAAAGAAUUGGGGGUUGGGGAGAUGGGGAGUAACUACCAAAGGGUAUGCAGUUCCUUUCUGGAGUGAUAAAAAUAUUCUGAGAUUGAUUAUAGUGAUGAUUGCAUAGCUAUGAGUAUAUUAAAAACUACUGAAAUGUAGACAUUAAAUGGGUGAAUUAUAUGAAUAAUCAUAAUUACUAAUUAUGUGAAUUGUGCCUCAUUAAAGUUGUCAAAAAAUGUGAAAUUUAUGGCCUGAAGAUCUACAUUAAUCAAUCAUAAAAUAUAAGCAUAAAUUAAACCAAACAAAGUAACAAGGAGGAACAUAAAGCAAGGAAACAGAAUAGAAACCACAAAAAGAACUGACAAAACGGACUGUGUGUGGUGGCUUACUCCUGUAAUCUCAGUACUUUGGGAGGCCCAGGCAGGCAGAACACUUGAGCUCAGGAGUUAGACCAGCCUGGGCAACGUGGUGAAACUCCAGCUGUACAAAAUACACCAAUAUUAGCCCAGGCGUUGGGGCACUCUCCUGUCCAUGUUCCCUGCCACCUGGGGACUGAGGUCAGAGGACCACUUGAGCCUGGGAGGCAGAGGUUGUAGUGAGCAGAGAUUACGCCACUGCACUCCAACCUGGAUGACAGAGGGAGACCCUGUCUCAAAAGAAAAAAAAAAAAAAGAAGGAAAGAAACAAAGAAAAAGAAUUGACAAAACGAAAAGUUGGUCUUCAAAAGGAUUAAGAGUGUCAGAGCAGAGAAAGGAGACAGAGACAUCGCCUGAACCUAGAGGGACCCCAGCCUGAGAAGGAAGGAUUUGGGAAACGUGCGUUAGCUUCACUGUCACCAACUACUAGGCAGGCUUUGAUGUGGAAGAAACCUACAUUUUGUCUUGUUUAGAUCCAGGCAGUUCAACAGAGCCCAACAUAAGUAGCUUUUAUUGUAACCAUUUUGUUUUUGCUCAGGAGCAAAAUUAUAUUAGAUUAUAUUAAAGUUUACAAUUAAAUUAAUUUUGUACUUUAAAAUACUCCCAACUUAAAGAAAAGUUACAAAAACUAUACAAAAAAAUUUGAAAAAUAGCUGUUGGCAUGAUGAAAGCUAUUAUUGAAUUUUUCAGUGUGUACUUUCUACAAACAAGGAAAUUAACAUCAACACGUUACCACUAUCUAAUAAGCAGACUCUAUUCCGAUUCUCCAGUUGUCUUCUCGUUGUCAUUUAUAACACAGAGAUCAUGGCCAUAAUCCCUGAAUUGUUGUUUUAUCUUUUUCUGUCAUUGUUUGAUAUUUAGUGGGAACAGCUUAUCAAAGUCCUUUGUAAAGCAGAAAUUACUUAAUGUUUGAUGCUAUAUCCUGACUUCCUUUAAGGUUAUAUUAUAACCCUCAUUUGUAAAAAUGUGUAUGUUUAUGUGUAUGUCUGUGUGUGUGUGUGAGAGAGAGACAGAGAGACAGAAUUCACCCACUAGUCAAUUAAACACUUGGUCGAACUAAGUAUGUUAGAUGCUAUUUCUGCUUGAAGGGCUCAUAUGUAUUUUUUGUAUUCCUUUUUUUUUUUUUUUUUUUUUUGUGAGACGGAGUUUCGCUCUGUCACCCAGGCUGGAGUGCAGUGGUGUGAUCUCCGCUCACUGCAAGCUCUGCCUCCCGGGUUCACACCAUUCUCCUGCCUCAGCCUCCCAAGUAGCUGGGACUACAGGCACCCACCACCAUGCCUGGCUAAUUUUUUUGUAUAUUUAGUAGAGACGGGGUUUCACCGUGUUAGCCAGGAUGGUCUCGAUCUCCUGACCUCGUGAUCCACCCACCUCAGCCUCUCAAAGUCCUGGGAUUAUUGGCGUGAGCCACCGCGCCUGGCCUUUUGUAUUCUUAUAAAAUCUUUUCUUGCCAACCACAGUGGUGUGUUCUUGUUAUCCAAGUUACUUGGGAGACUGAGGCAGGAGGAUCACUUGAGGCCAGAAGUUCCAGGCUGUAGUGGACUAUGAUCACAUCUGUGAAUAGACACUGCAUUCUAGCCUGGGAAACAUAGGAAGACUCUAUCAAAAGAAUAAAAAUAACUCUUCUGCUCACAUUUUCUGGGGUAAAGAUAUUGUAUGUUAUAAUAUGAGAAAAGGUUACAGAGGUGUUUUUCUUCAUAGAAAAUAGCUGCCCUAACAGGCCAAGGGACAAACACAGAUGCAAAAGAAUGAAAGUUUGGAGAGGGAGAAAAGUCCAAGCUCUGAUGGGUUUUGUCACUUGGGGUGAAGGGAAUGUGAGACGGAGCUUGGGAGAGGUGAGUUCUGGAAGCCACUCACGCCCCACGGGUCCAAGUUGACUCUGCCACCAUCCGCCCGCAGGAUGAAGCUCCCCAGCAGACAGCGGCCCCACAGGAAGAGAGGCGCAGCCUCAAGGAGAAGAAGUGUCCAGCAUGUGCGCUGUCAUUUUUAAAAAUCAGUUUAUUUUUAAUUGACAGAUAAACAUUGUAUAUAUUUAUGGUGUACACCAUGAUGUUUUGAAAUAUAUACACAUUGUGGAAUGCCUAAAUCAAGCUAAUUCACAUACUUAUCAUGUAUGUGUGGUAAGAACACUUAAAAAUCUACUCAGCAAUUUUCAGCUGUACAGAUACAGAGCCCUGGGAUAAGCCCUCUUUGCCAUCCUCAUCUGUAGGUUCUGCAUUUAUGGCUGCAAACAACACAGAUCAAGAAUAUGUGGGAAAAAAAUAAUGAAAAUGAUAAUACAUCAAUAAAAGUAGAUAAAAAGCAAUGCAGUAUAGCACUUAUGUUCAUAACAUGUCUAUUGUAUUAGGUAUUACAAGUAACCUAAAUAUCAUUUAAAGCAUAAUGUGCCUGGGUUAUGUGCAAUACUAUCCCAAUUUGUAUCAGGGAGUUGAGUAUCUGCAGUUUGUUUCAGGGAAUAUAUUCCCUGUGAAUAGAAGGAAGGACUGUACAACACAUUGUUUUAAUAACUGUAGUCAGCAUGUCGCACAAUACAUCUCUUGAAUUUAUUUCCCUCUGUCUGACUGAAAUUUUGUAUCCUUUGACUAACAUCUCCCCAACUCACCAACAAACUGCAGCCCUGGUAAUCACCAUUCUACUCUCUACCUCUAUGAGAUCAACUUUUAAGAUUCCACAUAUGUGAGAUCAUGAGAUGUUUGUCUCUCUGUGCCUGAUUUGUUUCGCUUAACAUAGUAUCUCCAGGUUCAUCUAUGCUGUCGCAAAGGACAGAAUUUCCUUCUUUGUUAAGGCUGAAUAGUAUUCCAUUGUGUCUAUGUACUACAUUUUCUUCACCUUUUCAUCAUCGAUGGACACUUAGGUUGAUUAAAUGUCUUGACCAUUGUAAAUAAUGCUCCAAUACACAUGGGAGGGAAGAUACCUCUUUAACAUAUUGACAUCAUUUCAUUUGGAUAUAUACCCAAUAGUGGGAUUGCUAGAUGAUAUAGUUGUUCUAUGUUUUGUUUUUUGAGGAACCUCCAUACUGUUUUCCAUAAUGGAUGUACUAAUCUCCAUUCCCACCAACAGUGUACCAGUGUUCCUUUUUCUCCCCAUCAUCAUCAACACUUGUUAUCUUUUGUCUUUUUGGUAAUAGCCAUUCUUACAGGUGUGUAGUGAUAUUUCAUUGUGGUUUUGAUUUGCAUUUCCCUGCUUAGUGAUGUUGAGCAUUUUUUUCAUAUAUCUGUUGGCCACUUCUCUGUCUCCUUUUGAGAAGUGUCUCUUCAGGUCCCUUGCCCAUGCGUCCGUUUUAAUUGCAUUAUUUGAUUGCGUGCUAUUGAGAUGUUUGAGCUCCUGUGUAUUUUGGAUAUUAACCAAAAUCUUGGAUCUUUUGCAUAUUGAUCUUUCAUCCUGUAGGUUGUCUCUUCACUCUGUUCAUUGUUUUCUUUGUUGUGCAGAACCUUUUUAGUCUGACGUAAUCUCAUCUGUCUAUUUUUGCUUUUGUUGCCUGUGCUUUUGGGGUCAUAGCCAAGAAAUCAUUGUGCAGAUCAACAUCAUGAAGAUUUUCCCUAUGUUUUCUUCUAGUACUUUUACAGUAUCAGGCAUUAUGUUUAAUCUUUAAUCUAUUUUGAGUUAACUUUUACAUAUGAUGUGAGAUAUGGGUGUUAUUUCAUUCUUCUGCAUGUCAAUAUCUACUUUUCUCAACACCAUUUAUUGAAGAUACUGUCCUUUCCCCAUUUCGUGUUCUUGGUAUCUCUGUCACAAUCAGUUGACUAUAAAUGCAUUGAUUUAUAUCUGGGUUCACUAUUUCAUUCCAUCAGUUUAUCUUCAUUUAUGCCAUUACUAUUCAGUUUUGAUUACUAUACCUUUGUAAUAUAUUUAAAAAUCAGGUAGUAUGAUGCCUCCAUCUUUGUUCUUUUUGUUUGUUUUGCUUAAGGUCACUUUGGCUAUUUGAGGCCUUCUGUGGUUCCAUACAAAUUUUAGAAUUGUUUGCUCUGUUUUGGUGAAAAAUGUCAUUGGAAUUUUAAUAGGCAUUGCAUUGAAUCUAUAGAUCACUUUGGGUAGUAUGGAUGAUUAAACAAUAUUGAGUUUUCUAAUCCAUGAACAUGUACUGUCUUUCCAUUUAUUUACAUUACUUUCCAUGUCUUUCAUCAAUGUUUUACAGUUUUCAGAUCUUUCACCUCUGUCAUAAAUUUAUUUAAAAGAGUUGCUGCCUUGACAUCCAUUUUUAGGCCCGAUGUAAGUUGUUUAAAACCCAAUCAUACCACAGCAUAUUUUACCCAAUUAAUAAUUCCUUUCCCUGUUCAAUUGUUUUUGAUCUAGCACAUUUGUUCAUCAUCUCCCUGACCCAAAACCCAACACAUCCCACAGCAGCUGACUACAAUAAAACCUAAUGAUUCACAGCAGAGCAGUGUGAACCUUCUUUGCAGGUGUUGUCUUCCACAAUCCCUGUGGGAAAGCCUAGGGUAUAAUGCCCAUGGAUCUUUAUAAAGGCAUAGUCCCAUGGGUCCUCUCUCUCUGUCUCUUGCUCCCUACCCACCAGUUAUUGUCCUUGGACUGGAUGGCUCCCCACUUCCCAUAAGUGCUGCAAAGUGUGCUAUCCUCUUCUCUCUGGAGUCUGUAAAUAAUACACCACUUCUGUGUUUCCUGUGUUUUCUUGUGUUGCUUCCUCUGUGUUUUCACUAACUGACACAUCUGAACCUAACUUCUUUCCCGAUCUCAGCUCUCUUAAAGAGUUGCUAUCUCCUAAAGAGUAGAGAUAACUUAAAACUAGACAUAGGUCAGACAAGAGCCACAGGGGCAUCUGCCAGUAAAAGUAAUUGUCUUGUGGAAGGGACACCUACAAGAUGAAUACCUGAUUAGGCAUUAGACAUUCCACCAGGAUAAAGAAGUUUCCUGUGAACAUCCAUGAUGAAAUCCCCUGGAUCCCCAUCAGGGUAAAGCUAGAGUUUAUAGCCACCCUACAGAGAAAAACCUCAAGACCAAAUCAGAAAAAAAAUUCAGCUACCACCUUGGUUGAAUUUAUUCCUAAGCAUUAUUUUUUGUGGCUAUUAUAAAUGGGUUUUCCAGGUAGUUUCUUGUUAGUACAUAAAAACUUGACCAUGUACUUACUUUAACCACCUAGUUUUAUAUUUUCACUUGGUUUCAUGUAUCUAGUUAGUGUUCUGCUCUUUCAGAUUGAAUAACUGUUGGGGUGAUCAGACCCAACACCAGGCUGUGGGGGCUAUGAAGUCAGAAGAGUCAAAGGAAUGAGAAAGACAAGUUGAGAGAGAAAGUGGGACCAGGGGGCCAAUGCUAGCAUGGAGGCUGUGAAGGCCUCAAGCUCUGGGAUCCCAUGCUAUUUAUUGGUGAUCAAACAAAGAAACAGGUGGUGAGGAUGUGGGGGUUGAAAGGAAAUGAUGUAUCAAGUGCAGCUGUGAUGGUUUAGCAUUUUCUUUGAAACAUAUGGCUGCUUGAGAUAAUGGGAGUGCUAGAAGCAAGGAGCGAGCAAGUUCAGACACAUUCUGAAGGCCACGAGGGGUUUUAGCACCUGGACCCCAGAAAUGUUCCAAGCCCUGCCUCGGCUUCUCUCCCAGCACUCAACUUUUCCUAACAAUAACUCUAGCAUGUCUUGUAAGGCAGGACAUGCUAAAGAUGAAUGCUCAUGGUUUUUUUUUUUUUUUUGCCUGAUAAAGUCUUUACUGCUCUUCAUUUCUAAGGGACAGGCUUGCCAGGUAUAGUAUUCUUGGUUGACAAUGGUUUUUUUUCCUUUCUAUACUUUGUAUGAUUCCACUCUCUCCUGGCCUGCAGGUUUUCUGCUGAGAAGCCUUCAGUAGUUUUACAGGGGUUCCUUUGUAUAUUGCUUUUCUCUUGCUUUCAAAAUUCUCAUUGCCUUUGAUUUUUGGGAAUUUGUUUAUAAUGUGUCUUGGUGAAGAUCUCUUCAUAUUUAAUCUGUUUGGGAUUUUUUCAUGAAUGUGGAUGUCCAUUCCCAUCCAGAUUUGGGACAUUUUCUUUAUUUCUUUAAUUACACUUUCUGUUCCUUUCACUUUCUCUGAUGCUCCUUGGACCACCAUAAUGCAUAUAUUGUUUUGCUUCACGGUAACCAUUGGUACUGUCGGCCUUCUUCCCUCUUUUUCAUUCUUUAUUUUCUUUUUCUUCUUGUGACUUGGUAAUUUCAAAUGAUCUCUUUUCAAGCUCACUGAUUCUUCUGAUUAAUCAACUCUGCUGUUGACAUUCUCUGUGGAGUUUUUUAGUACAGAUAUUGUGUAGUUUAAUUUUAGAAUUUCUGCUUGGUUCUUUAUUAUGUUGUUUGUGUAUAUUAAACUACUCAUUUUGUUCAUGUAUUGUUUUUCUGACAUGACUUAGUUGUCUAUCCAUAUUCUCUAGUAGCUGACUGAGCUUCUUUAAGAUGACUAUUUUCAAGUCUUUGUCAGGCUGUUGUAAAUGUCUAUUCCUUUCGGAUUGGUUACUUGUGCUUCAUUUUGUUUCUUUGGUGCCAUCACGGUUCCCUGGUUGCUCAGGAGCCUGUGGCAGUGAUGUUGGAAUGUGCACUUUGAAGAGGCAGGGACUUAUUCCAGUAUUUACAGACUGGCUUUGUCAGGGAACGCCCUUCACCAGUCAGCCUAUACACAGAUUCUGGGCAGGCCAUGUGGUGUGGUGUGGUUCAAGGGUGGUCAGAGCCAGUAUCCAGAGAGGUGACCUGAGGCCUGGCUCCAUGGGGGCUGAACUGGCACUGGAGUAGGCCUUGUACUUGGGUCUGCAGAUGUCAGCCAGGUGCUGUGAUGGGUCUCAUCCUUGGGUCCACAGGGAAGGGCCUGGAGCCUGAGUGGCACUGACUGACCUGGCUUUAGGGCACACCUGGAACCUGAAUCUGCGGAGGUGGGUCAGGAUCCUGGGUCUGUAGUGCUAGCCCGAGGGCACGAGCUAAGACUGAUGUCUUAGCUUAUCAUGCCCUUAUCUCUUUGUGCUUCCAGACUCUGUUUAGUGCACUUUGUGUUUCUUUAUUCCAUAGGGAUACGUUGGAUGAUUUCUGUCAGUCAGGCACCAUGCUAAUGGGGAUAAUUAUAAGAGGCCCUGCCCUCAUGGAACCUUUUCUCUGGGAUAGUAUUAAGACACACAGAUCAAAAUAACAGUCAGAAAUUUCUGAUAGGAACCAUGAAGAAUAAUUAAAUGAUGGGUGAGACAGAGACGAGGUUGGUGGGGCCACUUGGGGAUGGUGAUUUUGGCCAGUAUCCAAAGUUGGACACGGAUAUUUGUGCAGAGAGCCAGAAAUAGUGCUCCUGAGUAGCCUCCCCAGGAAUGACAGCCCCAGGGUGCAGGGGCUGGGGGAUACUGACCAAAGACGGGGCCACCGUAGUGAGUGGACAGCAAACAGGUCAGGUGGACCAGCAUGGGCAGAUCACAUGUAGACGAGGUGGGAUUUUAUUUUGUUAUUUUAUUUUAUUGUUAAAGAAAAAAGUAGACUGGGUGUGGUAUGGUGUGGUGGCUCAUGCCUGUAAUCUCAGCACUUUGGGAGGCCCAGGGGGGUGGGUCACCUGAGGUCAGGAGUUUGAGACCAGCCUGGCCAAUAUGGUGAAACACCAUAUCUACUAAAACUAUAAAAAAUUAGCCAGGCGUGGUGCUGGGUGCCUGUAAUCCCAGCUACUUGGGAGGCUGAGGCAGGAGAAUCACUUGAACCUGGGAGGCAGAGGUUGCAGUGAGCUGAGAUCGUGCCACUGCAGUCCAGCCUGCGCAACAUGAGUGAAACUCCAUCUCCAAAAUCCAUCUCCAAACAACAACAACCACAACAACAACAGCACAACAACAGCAAAAACACAAAAGUAAAAUAUUUCAAAGAUUUGUAUUGAUUACUUAUUGAAAUGUAGUGUUCUGGAUAUUUUAGGUUAAAAGUAGAUUAUUAAAAUUAAUUUGACCUCAUUCUUUUUACUAUUUUAAUAUGGUUCUCAUAGAAUUUAAAUUUCUUGUGUGGUUUGUAUUAUAUUUCUGUCAGCAGUGCCAGUCAAAGGUAUGUAAUAGAUGCAGAAUUGAUGACAAGAGUCGAUUUCUCUGCCUGGAUUCCACAGAGGGCCAAAAGAGAAGUUUCCCCACCACUGUCAGCCUCUGGGAAUUCUGCAGUGACUCAUUCAUUGGUUUUUCUUUCCCUUCCCAGGAUCUCAUAGAUCCUGCCUGUAACCCAUGCAGAGAGGGUGUGGAUUACACCAAUGCUUCCAACAAUGCACCUUCUUGCUUCCCAUGUACAGUUUGUAAAUCGGGUACAGAAUGUGUGGACCCCUUGUCCAGAGGUGGAGUGCGGAAUGAGGUGGGAGUUGUAGCCGAUGUGAGUCAGGGAACCAAGCUCCAGCCCAACUUGGUCUUCAUCACCCUGUUCCAUGAUUAUGACUUUGGUUGAUUAAACAAAAAUAGAAAUCUUUUCUAUAAUGCAUGCCACCUGGCUGGGAAUUCUUCUAAACUAUCGGCUGCAAGGAGGUGGGGGCAUCAUUACAGCACAGAGAAGUCCUGGCCAAGUGGACAGGGCUGAGUUUUAGUGUUGGCACGGGUCUGUUCUGGGGCCAGGCUCUCUCCCCUGGGCUUUGUGCUCCUGGCAGGUGCUCGGGCUUGCUCAGCCUUCAGGUUCUCAGGCCUCUACCUCCUCCCCAGCAGGCUGGUUUUUUGGGAAGUCACCCAAGGGCUCCUCUCCUUGAAUAGUCUCUCAAAUGAUACCCUGUGCCUGUUUUGCUACUAACCAUGCCAUCUAAAUGGUGCUUUUCCCCUAAUCUGAUGUAAUAAAUAAUGAAUCAUGGACCUUUUGUAUGGGUCCUUAUGUACAGGGUGGGUGUCCUGUAUGAGCCCUGAGUGUGCUGGUGCAGAAACCGGUCCUCAGAACUCCUUGGCGAACUGAAUUGAGCUGAGCUGAGCUGGCGGGGAGGGGGUUGGGGUGGUGAGGAAACGUCAAGGGAAACGUCAGGGAAACACAUUCCCAAAACCUUGUGCUCUGUACUCAGAAUAAAAGGAGAUGAGUCCCUGCACCACGACCGGGAACACAGUGUGUCAGUGCAAACCAGGAAGUUUCUGGAACAAUUCCACUGAGAUGUGCCGGAAGUGCAGAACAGAGUGAGACAGCAGCCAGGGCUCCCAACAGCUGUCAGGAACCUGAGAAGACCUGAGUCACCUGGUGCCCCUAUGUCUCCUCUGACCCCAUGGAGCCUCCAGCCCCAUGAGGCAUCCCUGAGCCUGUAGGGUCUCUUGAGCCUGUGGUGGCCCCUCCUGGUCCAUCUGCCUGUCCCCACCCCUACCCCCUGCAGCAGCCCCUACCCACCCCUCCCCAGCACAAGUCCCUUUGUCCAGGCUGAAUUGUUCACUGGGCACAGGAGGUGACUUUCUAGGUCCCUUGAACCUUUUCAGGCAACCUAGGAAAUGUAAUUUCCUUUUGAAAUCAGAAGAAAACACUUGAAUCCAGUGUGGCUUGUAUUUGUCCUUAUUCCAAAUUGGUUUAAAAAAUGUAAUUUUUAAUAUUUUUUAUGCAGGCAGGGACCCAUAAGGACAAAAGUGCCCAUAGCCCACAAAAGUCAUAAUAAGGCCGUGGGUGGAGCUCCCUUAAGUUCCCAUGAGGACCUGAGCCCACCCAGCCGGCCUCACCCCGGCCCCUGAUUUCUCACUAAGUCCUUCUUUUUCCUAUUUGGGUUUUAGGGGCAAAGAGUAACUUGCUCUUCUCUGGCCCUCCAGUGUUUGCUGCGAUUGGGAGGAACCAACAGCAGACAGGGUGGGGCGAGGGCUCACUUGUACUGUGUGUUAACUGGAGGAAGGUGCUCAGCUUGUGGCCACAGGGGCUUGUGAUCUUCCCCUGGAGUGUGGCUCCUCCUAACUCAGGCCUCCCCUGCAGCCCAGGGAAGCUCAGUGUGUGCCCAGCACAGAAGGCUCCUGGAGCUACAGCUCUGACCCCAGAGCAGGGAGGCCGAGGGGCUGAAGUGUGCAUGCUCAGACCCUUCCCCAGCCUCAACAAGGGAGCAUAGGGGGACCCUUUGCUGACAUGAGGAGCCUGUCCUUCCCCUGACAUCUUUUCAGGGACACUGGGGAGGGAGAGUGGCUCCUGAUCCCAGCUGGCCAGCUUUUCAUCAAGAGUCCCCCUCUCCCUCCCUGUGUAUACCCAGGUGUCCCAGAGGGAUGGAGAAGGUCAGUGAUUGUACGCCCUUGAGUGACAUCAACUGCAAAAAUGAAUCAGCUGCCAGUUCCACUGGGAAAACCCCAGCAGCGGAGGAGACAGUGACCACCAUCCUGGGGAUGCUUGCCUCUCCCUUUCUCUACCUUAUCAUCAUAGUGGUUUUAGCUGUGGUUGUGGUUUGCAUUUUAUGUCGGAAGAAAUUCAUGUCUUACCUCAAAGGCAUCUGCUCAGGUAGGUGCUGGCUGAGGGUGGGAGCGCUGGGCACUUUCUGCCCUGCCCCCUCCCACUCCGUUCCCACAGACAGUAAUCCCCAUCCCUGCCCCUGGUCCAAGCGUCUCCAGCCUGGCUCGAUCUUCCUUCUUGUGAUCGCCCCAUCCCCACGUCCCGUGUAUCCCCAAGGACCCUGGUCCCAUCAGUCCCUCUCUCAGGGCUGGGGGACCCCUCAUCUCCCGGAGCCAACUCCAGGAGGGCAGGCCAGUUCCUCCCAUCUUCAGACCCAGCCAGGCAGGGGGCAGUCGGCUCUUCAACUGGGUGACAAGGGUCAGGAUGAGAAGUGGUCGUGGGAUUUAUUCAGCCUUGGUCAGAGCAGAACACAGAGAUUUUCCACGUGUUGGUUUUUACUCCAGUUCCCCUUCUCAUCCCCCUUCCUCAGGGUGUCCCCUAAUUGUAAGGCCCCAUUCCUGUCCCCAGCCCCAGGGCUCCUUGUCCAGUGUCCCAGCCCCCAGCCCAGCCCUGCGCCCCACUGUCCUCUGGGAGGGAGGUGCUGCAUGGGCCCCUCCCCGCCUGCUCAGGAGACUCCUUCUUUUCCAGGUGGUGGAGGAGGUCCCGAACGUGUGCACAGAGUCCUUUUCCGGCAGCGUUCAUGUCCUUCACAAGUUCCUGGGGCAGAGGACAAGGCCCACAACGAGACCCUGAGUAACAGAUACUUGCAGCCCACCCAGAUCUCUGAGCAGGAAAUCCAAGGUCAGGAGCUGGCAGAGCCAACAGGUGUGACUGUAGAGUCGCCAGAGGAGCCACAGCGUCUGCUGUCAGCACCUUGCUGGAUGCCUCGGCAACACUGGAAGAAGGACAUGCAAAGGAAACAAUUCAGGACCAACUGGUGGGCUCCGAAAAGCUCUUUUAUGAAGAAGAUGAGGCAGGCUUUGCUGCGUCCUGCCUGUGAAAGAAUCUCUUCAGGAAACCAGAGCUUCCCUCAUUUACCUUUUCUCCUACAAAGGGAAGCAGCCUGGAAGAAACAGUCCAGUACUUGACCCAUGCCCCAACAAACUCUACUAUCCAAUAUGGGGCAGCUUACCAAUGGUCCUAGAACUUUGUUAACGCACUUGGAGUAAUUUUUAUGAAAUACUGCGUGUGAUAAGCAAACGGGAGAAAUUUAUUUCAGAUUCUUGGCGGCAUAGUUAUACGAUUGUGUAUUAAGGGUCAUUUUAGGCCACAUGCGGUGGCUCAUGCCUGUAAUCCCAGCACUUUGGGAGGCUGAGGCAGGUGGAUUGCUUGAGCUCAGGAGUUUGAGACCAGCCUGGUCAACACAGUGAAACUCCAUCUCAAUUUAAAAAGAAAAAGAGUGGUUUUAGGAUGUCAUUCUUUGCAGUUCUUCAUCAUGAGACAAGUCUUUUUUACUUUUUCUUAUAUUGCAAGCUCCAUCUCUACUGGUGUGUGCAUUUAAUGACAUCUAACUACAGAUGCCGCACAGCCACAAUGCUUUGCCUUAUAGUUUUUUAACUUUAGAACGGGAUUAUCUGGUUAUUACCUGUAUUUUCAGUUUCGGAUAUUUUUGACUUAUUGAUGAGAUUAGCAAGACGUAGCCCUAUGCUAAGUCAUGAGCAUAUGGACUUAUGAGGGUUCGACUUAGAGUUUUGAGCUUUAAGAUAGGAUUAUUGGGGCUUACCCCCACCUUAAUUAGAGAAACAUUUAUAUUGCUUACUACUGUAGGCUGUACAUCUAUUUUCCGAUUUUUGUAUAAUGAUGUCAGCAUGGAAAAACUUUAGGAAAUGCACUUAUUAGGCUGUUUACGUGGGUUGCCUGGAUACAAAUCAGCAGUCAAAAAUGACUAAAAAUAUAACUAGUGACAGAGGGAGAAAUCUUCCCUCUGUGGGAGGCACUUACUGCAUUCCAGUUCUCCCUCCUGCGCCCUGAGACUGGACCAGGGUUUGAUGGCUGGCAGCUUCUCAAGGCGCAGCUUGUCUUACUUGAUAAUUUUAGAGGUAUAUAGCCAUAUUUAUUUAUAAAUAAAUAUUUAUUUAUAAAUAAAUAUUUAUUUAUAAAUAAAUAUUUAUUUAUAAAUAAAUAUUUAUUUAUUUAUUUAUAAGUAGAUGUUUACAUAUGCCCAGGAUUUUGAAGAGCCUGGUAUCUUUGGGAAGCCAUGUGUCUGGUUUGUCGUGCUGGGACAGUCAUGGGACUGCCUCUUCCUACUUGUCCACAGCAGAUGAGGACAGUGAGAAUUAAGUUAGAUCUGAGACUGCGAAGAGCUUCUCUUUCAAGCGCCAUUACAGUUGAACAUUAGUGAAUCUUGAGCCUCAUUUGGGCUCAGGGCAGAGCAGGUGUUUAUCUGCCCCGGCAUCUGCCAUGGCAUCAAGAGGGAAGAGUGAACAGUGCUUGGGAAUGGUGUGAAAUGGUUGCUGACUCAGGAGUGGAUGGGCCCCUCUCGCUUCUGGUGGUCUGUGACCUGAGUCCCUGGGAUGCCUUUUAGGGCAGAGAUUCCUGAGCUGCAUUUUAGGGUACAGAUUCCCUGUUUGAGGAGCUUGGCCCCUCUGUAAGCAUCUGACUCAUCUCAGAGAUAUCAAUUCUUAAACACUAUGACAACGGGAUCUAAAAUGGCUGACACAUUUGUCCUUGUGUCACGAUCCAUUAUUUUAUUUAAAAACCUCAGUAAUCAUUUUAGCUUCUUUCCAGCAAACUCUUCUCCACAGUAGUCCAGUCGUGGUAGGAUAAAUUACGGAUAUAGUCAUUCUAGGGGUUUCAGUCUUUUCCAUCUCAAGGCAUUGUGUGUUUUGUUCCGGGACUGGUUUGGCUGGGACAAAGUUAGAAUUGCCUGAAGUUCGCACAUUCAGAUUGUUGUGUCCAUGGAGUUUUAGGAGGGGAUGGCCUUUCCGGUCUUCGCACUUCCAUCCUCUCCCACUUCCAUCUGGCGUCCCACACCUUGUCCCCUGCACUUCUGGAAGACACAGGGUGCUGCUGCCUCCUGGUCUUUGCCUUUGCUGGGCCUUCU
Molecule: messenger RNA, 24172 nt
Organism: Pan troglodytes (chimpanzee)
Lineage: Eukaryota; Metazoa; Chordata; Mammalia; Primates; Hominidae
Product: tumor necrosis factor receptor superfamily member 10D
Exons: 3
Coding region: 20970-22217 (415 amino acids)
Cellular component (GO): cell surface; plasma membrane
Source: RefSeq, a predicted model, not a curated record